UGAGACCCAAUAAUGGACCCGUUUCUAUUUGUACCCAAAAAAAACGAAACAAACUUAACGGCAAGUCUCCGUCUUCCUUAUUGCAACUCUCUCUCUCUCGAAAACUGAAAAGAAAACCCUAAUCUGUUCAGUAUGUCUGGAGAAGAAGAAGAAAAUGCUUCUGAGCUCAAAAUUGGAGAUGAGUUUUUGAAGGCCAAGUGCUUAAUGAACUGUGAAGUAGCAUUAAUUCUUGAACAUAAGUAUGAGCAGCUUCAGCAGAUGUCUAAUGAUCCAAUGAACCAGGUUUCUCAGGUAUUUGAGAAAUCACUGCAGUAUGUGAAGCGAUUUAGCCGCUAUAAAAAUCCUGAUGCUGUCCGACAAGUUCGAGAAAUUCUUAGCCGAUACCAGUUGGCUGAAUUCGAGCUGUGUGUCCUUGGCAAUCUUUGCCCUGAAACGGUGGAGGAAGCCAUUGCCAUGGUGCCUUCCAUCAAGACAAAAGGACGGGCUCAUGAUGAUGAGGCAAUUGAGAAAAUGUUGACUGACCUGUCAAUGAUCAAGAAAUUCGAAUAGCCACCUCAACAUCUUCUGGCCUUCUGAAUAGGAACUGUUAAUGCCAUUCUGAGUGUAGUUUUAGUAGCUACCAAAUUCUAAAAUCUGAUCAUGCCGAAUGAAUGAUUCCUACAAUGAUUGGCAUGGUCAUGGAAUCUAGUUCUGUAAUUCUGCUGAGUAACUGUGGCAACAUGAGAAAUUGUGCUA
Ricinus communis (castor bean) is the source of this 735-nucleotide messenger RNA. RefSeq names its product DNA-directed RNA polymerase II subunit 4. Gene Ontology annotation, molecular function: translation initiation factor binding; nucleotide binding. Gene Ontology annotation, biological process: transcription initiation at RNA polymerase II promoter; positive regulation of translational initiation; mRNA export from nucleus in response to heat stress. Gene Ontology annotation, cellular component: RNA polymerase II, core complex; P-body. The transcript is spliced from 7 exons. NCBI's taxonomy places the organism in Eukaryota, Viridiplantae, Streptophyta, Magnoliopsida, Malpighiales, Euphorbiaceae. The record is from RefSeq and is a predicted model, not a curated record. The coding region runs from base 133 to 549 and encodes 138 amino acids.